GCUAGCGUACACUGUCCCCAGUAAUCGCGUUCAUGGACGCGAAUAUCGAACUUUAACUCGACUUCAGCACCUCUUCAGCCCUGGUCCUCAAUUGUUAUGAGCAGACUAUAGGCAUCACGUUUGGCUUGUCACCGAGGGGCUUGCUGCAGCUGUCGCAAGGGUGUUGCAAUCGCCUGACCGCGCUCGCGGCUCAUAAUGGUCUUUCAAGCGCUCGCCCGUGAGCAAAUCGGAUGCUGGCAAAGCUCUGACAUUGGUAGACUGCACGCCCGAGCGCGCUGCGGCCUGCUCGCGGGGCCUAGGGCGCCGCAUACCCGCAGCGCUGGCCCGGCCCUGCACGCAACCAACAAGCGCGGCGGUUCCGCUGCGUCCAGCGGCGGCAACUCAGGAGACGACGUCGCUGGCCUGGCUAAAGUCCUGUUCAAGGAUGUUAUGACAGGCCUGACGGGCAGUGGGUCCAGCUCCUCGACCUCCAGCUCAGGGCGCGGGACCGCUGCCGCCGCUGCAGCGCUUCCGGAGGACCUCCGCAGCCCGUCUUACGCUAUCGCCACCGCCAACGCAGUCAUGUUUCUGGCGUGUGCGCUUGUGCCGCUGCUGCCUGCCAGCGCCGUACUGCUCAACCACAAGGCGCCGCAGAUCUGGCAGCUGCUCACAUCCAGCUUCGCGCACCCGAGCCUGGAGAGUGUUAUGCAGUGUGUGUUCUUUACGUACGUGUUUGGCCGGGUGGUGGAGCGCAACCACGGCGUGUGGACCACCUGGGCGGUCUACAUUGCCUGUGGCGCAACCGCCGCUGCUCUGGCCUGGUGGCUCAUCCCUGCCAAGGCCGGUCUGCUCACGUCAGCGGCGCCCGCGGCGGCGUGGGGCCUGUUCCUGGUGGGCGUGGGCAUUCCCCGCCUGGCCAAGAAGCCGCUGGAGGUUGCGUGCCUGGCGCCCUUCGCCUUCGCCGCCACCACCGGCAGGUACGCGCACGCCUCUGCGGCGCUGCUGACCGACGGCACGGCUGUGGGGCACCUGGUGCACGUGGUGGGGGCGGGGCUGGCGGCGGCGCUGGCCAGCUGCGUCAUCCACGUGGUGGAGGGCAUCCUAGAGGCGAGGGAGCGCAAGCGGCUGGAGGAGAAGCGCCAGCCAGCCAGCAACUCGUCGGUACAGUAACUCCGGCGUUCAACCGGCCGCGCACUCCUGCCCUGCCGUUGCAAAUUGUUUC
Molecule: messenger RNA, 1201 nt
Organism: Chlamydomonas reinhardtii
Lineage: Eukaryota; Viridiplantae; Chlorophyta; Chlorophyceae; Chlamydomonadales; Chlamydomonadaceae
Exons: 6
Coding region: 430-1149 (239 amino acids)
Cellular component (GO): membrane
Molecular function (GO): serine-type endopeptidase activity
Source: RefSeq, a predicted model, not a curated record